This is a messenger RNA of Phaedon cochleariae (mustard beetle), 4677 nucleotides long. Lineage: Eukaryota; Metazoa; Arthropoda; Insecta; Coleoptera; Chrysomelidae. The record is from the annotation of a GenBank genome assembly.
AUGCCAAACAAAUCAUCAUCAAUGGCUUGGAACUGGUACACCCUCUGCGGAGAAGAAGGCUUUCAAAUCUGGUCGCCUCAACGCCACGAUUUUGGUAUAUGCUUCCAACAGUUGUGUUUGCACAUUCCAGUGCUUAUCGUCCUGGCCAUCUCUUCAGCCUACUAUUUCGGAAAACAAGUUGAAUUUGUCACCAGAGGCCGAAUUCAGAAACUAGCCAUCAGUCUGCGAUGCUGUCUCAGUCUCAUACUCACCAGUCUUCCUAUACUGCAGAUAUACAUCGAUAAUUACAGGGGCGAAGAAAAUAUAGCAGAUAUUUCCUUCUUCUUGAGUGCCAUACAGGGCAUAGCCUGGGUGACCCAUUUCAUCUACAAUCUGGGUCUGAGGAAGCGCCUGGGCAAAAGCCCCAGAGGCCCCAUCUUCAUGUGCAUCCUUUGGUCGCUAAUUUUCGCACUCACAGUGGUUUCUGCUCGGAGUCACUAUCUGCUCUACAAGUAUUCCUUCCAGUACAAUUACAGUAUUAACUUAGCAUAUGGAUUCAGCGUGGCGUAUUUGAUAGUGCAAGUUUUGUAUGCUCUGACGAUGAUACCAGAUGAAGGAGGGACGACGUAUCUGAAUUUUUCUGAGAGGUAUACAGAGAUUUCCGUGGAACACCAGCCUCUGCUCACCGGCAGCGCCUACUUCCGCUUCCGCGAAGAGAACGACCCCACCUACUUUGGAGUAGCCAUGGAGGACACUGCGUGGCCCUCCAAGAUCUUCUUCUCGUGGGUGAACCCGCUCAUGGAAAAAGGAGUGGCGGGAGGGCUGAAGAAGCCCGACGAUCUGCACGAUUUGCCCCCAAACAUGAGUUGCGGACACAUGGGGGCGAAGAUGACGCAAAAAUCUGAAGAAGAACGUUUGGCAGACAGUCGUACAGACGCAGGCACUCUGAAAAAACUCAGCUUGCUGAAAGCCCUCUACAGGACUUUUUCAGUGCAGUUCUUCAGCAUCGGAAUCCUGAAGCUGGUCGCUGAUAUGUCGGGAUUCGCUGGACCGAUGUUACUGAACAAACUGGUAGGAUUUAUUGAAGAUAAAUCAGAAUAUAUUGGAUGGGGGUACGCCUAUGCUGCUGGUCUGGUGCUCACAACCAGUAUAUCUGCUCUCUGUGAUUCCCAUUUCAAUUUUUUGAUGGGGAUAAUCGGAUUGAGGAUGAGGGGAGCAGUGGUAACUGUUAUUUACCAGAAAAUUUUGUCAGUCAGCUCCACUUUGCUCAACUCUCAGUUGUCAGUGGGAGAAAUAGUCAAUUUCAUGUCGACCGAUACCGAUCGCAUCGUCGGUUCUUGUCCCAGUUUCCAUGCUGUGUGGAGUAUACCGUUCCAACUUGGUGUCACCCUGUAUUUGUUGUACACCCAAGUUGGCUUAGCGUUUCUAGCUGGCCUAGUCUUCAGCAUCGUCCUCAUUCCCAUCAACAAAUAUAUAGCGAACAAAAUAGGAGAACUCAGCACCAAACUGAUGCAGAAAAAAGAUGCAAGGGUGAAAAUUAUCACCGAAAUCUUGAGAGGAAUCAAAGCCAUAAAGUUGUAUGUGUGGGAACAACACUUUGUACGAAUGACAACAAAAUUGAGAGACCAAGAACUGAAAUACCUGAGAGGCCGCAAAUACUUGGACGCUCUCUGUGUAUACUUUUGGGCGACCACCCCGGUGAUCAUUUCCAUUCUGACAUUCGCGACUUAUGUCUUGAUGGGCAACAAACUCACCGCUGCCACUGUAUUCACGAGCAUGGCCCUCUUGAAUAUGCUGAUCAGCCCGUUGAAUGCCUUUCCAUGGGUGCUGAACGGUUUAACAGAAGCUUGGGUAUCCAUCAAAAGGAUACAAAAACUUCUAGAUCUAGAUGAUUUGGAUUUCGAGAAGUAUUAUGACAACUCCUUACUGGAAAAUUCUGACGAAGAAUCGACAGAUAUACUGAUCAUAAAUGGAGGCUUUAGUUGGCUGAAACAUUUGACAUCUUUGGAAAAAUCGCAGCUACAUUCGUCUAUCGAACAAAAAUCGAUCAAAGGAAAAGGGAAAGGAAAGAAAUCUAGUUUAGCUAUUGAUAAGAGGAAAUUUGCUGAGAGCAUCGAGGAAAAAAAUGGAGAUGACCUCGUUUUCCAGUUGAACAAUAUUAAUUUGAAAAUUAAAAAAGGACAAUUUAUUGGAAUUGUAGGUUCUGUGGGUAGUGGAAAGUCAUCACUACUUUCAGCAAUAUUAGGUGAACUUUCCAAAACAUCAGGAAAUAUUGUAAUCAGUCAGAUUGAGUCAGGAUUUGGAUUCGUAACACAACAACCCUGGUUGCAGAGGGGCACUAUUAGAGACAUAAUUCUCUUCGGCAAGCCAUAUGAUGACACCAAGUAUAAAUCGGUCCUCUUCGCGUGUGGAUUAGAAGAAGACAUGCAGAUAUUACCUGCUGGUGACAUGACAGGUGUAGGGGAGAGUGGAACAACCCUUUCCGGUGGCCAGAAAGCUAGAAUUGCGCUAGCUAGGGCGGUGUACCAAGACAAGUCCGUGUACAUCCUAGACGACAUAAUGUCUGCAGUCGAUAUCAGGGUUGCCAAACAUAUCUUCCAACACUGCAUCAUGGGAUUACUGAAACAAAAAACGAGGAUCCUGUGUACCCAUCACGUCAGGUAUUUGGUACACGCUGACAGGCUAGCACUGUUAGAGAAUGGGACAUUGAACAUUGUAGGGAAGCCUGCAGACGUUUUGGGAAAGAUAGAUGACACCCUUCCUGUCGACUUGGAACUUGAAGAUAGCAUUCAGUCCACUUCUACGUCCACCACGAAUUCCGGGCUAGCUGCCUCCAUUAAAGUUGAUUCACCCAAUUCCUCGAACGAUAAAGACGAUAUAAUGUUGGAAGAGUUUAGUGAGAGGGGUAGUCUCGAGAUAGGGGUUUACACUUCAUAUUGGAAAGGGAUUGGUCAUGCUGUCAGCUGUCUCAUUUUGGUGUCUGUCACUUUGAUGCAGUUUUCCAGAAAUAUGACUGAUUGGUGGUUGGCACAUUGGGUGACGAAUGCUGAAAACAAUGCGACAAAUUCCACCAACACUACUGGUCUCGUAGCACAAUUAGAUAUCCCGAUAUUAGGCACGUGGGGAUCAGGAGAUCCUGUGGUCAACUCGUACUUGAGAGUAUACAUCGAGUUCGCCCUGGUGAAUACUCUUUUCACUCUGAUAAGAUCGUUCGUUUUUGCAUACGGAGGCGUAGUGGCAGCCACGAAAUUCCACAAACUGCUAUUGAGAUCUGUGAUGAGGGGACGAUCAGUAUUCUUCGAUAUUACACCAACAGGAAGAAUACUGAACAGAUUUUCUAGUGACACUUACACCGUAGACGACUCUCUACCUUUCAUACUCAACAUUUUACUAGCACAACUUUUCGGUCUCAUAGGCAGUCUUGCGAUAACGAUAUAUGGUCUGCCUUGGAUAUGUUUGAUACUGGUUCCGUUGAUACCGGUAUAUCAUUGGUUGAUGAGUCAUUACAGAAUGACAUCGAGAGAACUGAAGAGAAUAUCGAGUGUGACACUGUCGCCGGUUUAUAGUCACUUCAACGAAACGCUACAAGGAUUGACUACUAUCAGAGCCAUGAGAGCGACCCAGCGAUUCAACCGCGUCAAUCAACACAACGUCGAUGCCAACAUCAAAGCGCAGUUCGCUAGUCAAGCGGCAUCUAGAUGGCUGGGGCUCAGACUGCAGUUCAUCGGAGUAGCCGUGGUGACAGGCGUCAGCUUCAUCGCCGUGAUACAGCAUCAGUACGAUGUCGCUGAUCCCGGGAUGGUUGGAUUGGCGAUUUCCUACGCUUUGACUAUAACAGCAGCUUUAGGUGGAGUGAUAACCUCGUUUACUGAAACCGAAAGAGAAAUGAUAGCAGUGGAACGUGUUAAUCAGUACAUAGAAGACAUACCGGCAGAGUCCGUGUACUUUGUGACAGAUCCGCCAUUUGCUUGGCCCAGCCAGGGAGUUAUCGCUUUCAAAGAUGUCGUCCUGAAAUACAGGGAGCAUUUGGUGCCUUCAUUGAAAGACAUAUCAUUCGAAACGAGACCGUGUGAAAAAAUCGGAGUUGUCGGAAGGACAGGAUCCGGAAAAAGUUCGAUGGUGUCAGCUCUGUUCAGGCUAGUGGAGAUUUCUUCAGGAUCCAUUUGUAUCGAUACUGUCGACAUCAAAAGGAUAUCCAUUUCGGCCUUGAGAUCAAGGAUGUUCUGCAUACCGCAGGAUCCUUUCCUCUUCACCGGAUCCGUCAGAGAGAACCUGGAUCCGCUCGGAGAAUUCCGGGACAACGAAAUCAGCAGCGCCCUGACCAAAGUCAACCUCAUGGAGGUGUUGAGACGCUCGGGGGGGUUGGACUUUAGGGUGGAGGAGGGUGGUUCGAAUUUUUCCGUGGGGCAGAGGCAGCUGGUCUGUUUGGCCAGAGCGGUGCUUCAUAAUGCUAAGAUAUUAUGUAUAGACGAAGCGACAGCGAACGUGGAUGAAGACACCGACAGACUGAUCCAACAGACCAUCAGAACGGCCUUCCGACAGAGCACCGUCAUCACCAUUGCCCAUCGCAUCCAGACCAUCUUCGAUUCUGAUAGAGUACUUGUCCUCAGCCAUGGGGAAAUAUUGGAGUUCGGAAGUCCUGAUGACCUCAUGGCAGAUCCCAACUCCCACUUCCAUAAGUUAGUCGACGAAUCGUGA